GCUUUUCUUCGGCAACAACAACAACGUACACCGAACAACAAAAGCAGGCUGUCAAGUCAGUCAAUGAACGGUGUGCCUCAACAAUAAUUCGUAGACCUUUCAGAAAUACAGCAUUGUUCGCUGCUAUCUUGACUUAUAUUUUAGCAGUUUCAGUGCAAGUGUGUCACCAUGGCGAGUGCAGAUAUUGAAAAUCUGAUCAAGAGUCAGGUCAUGGAAGUUGCUCGAAAUGUUGAGCAACAGCUUGACUCUGAACUUGAAAAAUUGGAAAAUAUGGAUAUGGACGACAUGGAGCGACUUCGUGGUGAUCGGAUGAAACAGCUCAAGGAACAGGCAAAGAAGCGGCAAGAAUGGCUUGCUAUGGGUCAUGGAGAGUAUACCGAGAUUCAUGAGGAAAAAGAGUUCUUUGAAAUAUCAAAGAAAUCUAAGGAUAUAGUAUGCCACUUCUACAAGGAUGGUUCUCCACGCUGUAAAAUUGUUGAUCAUCAUUUGAAGCUUCUCUGUCAAAAGCAUGUUGAGGCCCGAUUUGUUCGUCUGAAUGUGGAGAAGGCACCUUUCCUCACAGAUCGGUUGCGCAUUCGCGUGAUUCCAACAUUGGCUUUAAUUAAGGACAGCAAGACCAAGGAUUUCAUUGUUGGCUUCACCGAUCUUGGUAAUUGUGAUGAUUUUUCAACCGAAAUGCUUGAGUGGAGGAUAGCUACCGCUGGUGUCAUUGACUACAAAGGAGAUCUGCUGAACCCUCCAGAGAAGAAAAAGAAAACCAAAUCAAUCCUCAAUCAUCCGAAGAGAUCAAUCAGAGGAAGAGACUCGGACUCUGAUAUUGAUGAUGAGGAGGAUAUGUAAUUAUACCUUCUUGAAUGUUGUGAACCUGGAUGACAAUUGAAGUGUACUUCAUGAUACGAAACUGUUUCAAAUUUUUGUUUUGCGCGUUACCUCAAGAUGUGCAAGUUAAUUUUUGACCUGUCUGUGAUCAGAAAUUGACUCAUUACAGUAUUUAAGUGACUCAUUGAUUUUAAACUAUUUUAUACUGUUAUGAUCAAAUCACCAAGUGACAAUUCAAGAUGUAGACAAAUCUUCAGAUAUAUAGUUCACAAUUUUUUAGAGUUUGCACAAAUUACAGAACAUUUCAAAGCAAGAUCAUUCCGACUGCUUGUGCCUAAGAAAUUAUUGCAUGUGUGCCUUGGUUUUUAUUAUUUGUUAUAGUCUCAACUUAAACCACUGUGUUAUUAGCUGAUGUAAUAUAUUUUGUACUGCAAAGUAGCUAUUUAUGUGUGCAAUAAAACUACUGUUUCAAGUUGCUUCAA
Molecule: messenger RNA, 1301 nt
Organism: Thrips palmi
Lineage: Eukaryota; Metazoa; Arthropoda; Insecta; Thysanoptera; Thripidae
Product: thioredoxin domain-containing protein 9
Exons: 4
Coding region: 169-840 (223 amino acids)
Biological process (GO): microtubule cytoskeleton organization
Cellular component (GO): cytoplasm
Source: RefSeq, a predicted model, not a curated record